Molecule: messenger RNA, 1144 nt
Organism: Camellia sinensis
Lineage: Eukaryota; Viridiplantae; Streptophyta; Magnoliopsida; Ericales; Theaceae
Product: nudix hydrolase 13, mitochondrial
Cellular component (GO): cytoplasm; nucleus
Molecular function (GO): pyrophosphatase activity
Source: RefSeq, a predicted model, not a curated record
CAUCCCGCUGGAAAUUAUUGGCCAAUUCUUUCCAUUUCUGUGUGUCCUAAUUUUAGGAUAGAAUGUAAAGCCGGCCAAUUUUGUUGCAUAAAGUUGACAUGGGUUGCGAUUGAUAUAUAUGUAAAAAAAUAAAUAAAAAAGAGAAGAUUCGUUUGAAAGCUUGCACACACACAGAGAGAGAGAGAGAGAGAGAGGGUGGGGCUUAAAGUAAUACUAGUAAUGAUGUUGUGUUCGCCGGCGAGAACAGGGAGACAUCGGCAACGGUAUAUGGAUGAAUUUAGGCUGGUGGCUGGGUGCAUUCCUUUUAAGUUUGAGAAAGUUGUUCGGGAUGACAUUUGCGAUUUAGAGAAGAGGUUACUUGUCCUCAUGAUUUCUUCACCAAAUCGUGAUGAUCUUGUUUUUCCAAAGGGUGGAUGGGAAGAUGAUGAGACCAUUACUGAAGCUGCAUGUCGAGAGGCCUUGGAGGAAGGAGGAGUGAAAGGAAUACUUCGUGAAGAACCUCUGGGAGAUUGGGAGUUUAGAAGCAAGAGCAGUCAGAACAGCUGCAGCGUAGGAGGAGGUUGCAGAGGUUUUAUGUUUGCCUUGGAGGUGACUGAAGAACUGGACUACUGGCCAGAGCAGGAUAUCUAUGAUAGGAAAUGGCUUACCAUCGAUGAAGCCUUCAAAUUCUGCCGGUACGAUUGGAUGCGGGAAGCUCUUAAAAGACUCUUAAUGGUUCUAUCAGAGGGCAGUGGGACAGAAGAAACUGGGGAAGAGUUGGUGGAAUUUUCUAGGUUGUCAGUUUCAGAUGCUCAGGCUGAUCAAACGCUAUCACCUCUCUACUUUGGUAAGCCAUCUGGUGUCCAACACCUUGAUGAAUCUUGUAGUAAAUGUGCUGUUCUGGGUUAAUUGGUCUUCCGUAGCCAAGUUGAUCUGGGUGGGUUUUUAAGUGUCUGCUGUCCUUGAUUGUUGGAAUAGUGUUGAAGCUUGUUCUCAAAUCUCUCCUCCUCUCUUUGUGACACUCUGUCAUGUUAAAGAGUUUAUGGUAGAGUUCUGUAACUAAAAUCUGAUUUGAAUUCUGAAGUUGUACCUAUGCACCUGUAAAUGUCAUUAAAAUUAUCAUUCGUAUUGAUUGUUCAGAAUGAAUAUUCAAUUAGGUAAUUAA